Messenger RNA from Aspergillus eucalypticola CBS 122712, 784 nucleotides. RefSeq lists its product as uncharacterized. The transcript has a single exon. The record is from RefSeq and is a predicted model, not a curated record. The coding region runs from base 380 to 703 and encodes 107 amino acids. NCBI's taxonomy places the organism in Eukaryota, Fungi, Ascomycota, Eurotiomycetes, Eurotiales, Aspergillaceae.
AGUUUAGAGUGAUGUAGGCACAAAUUGACCCGGAUUUGACAGAACCAUUUUUUUCUAUUGAUUGGAUUACCAUCGUUUUCGCAGCUGCUGGCUACCCACCUAUUAGCCCAUCGCCCGCCCGCUAAACAGGCGUUUUGUUUCUGCCUGGAGAAUGGGGUCGGUUUAGUUAUCAGGGAUGCAUGCUUAUUGAUUGAUGAUAAAUACUAGCAUGCGGUUGAGUAGACUAAUUGAGUAGGUGGCUACCGAUGGAUCGGGGGGUGACACCCAGGCCAAUCUAUGUCGUAUACGAAUUACGGAGAGUCCCGCGGAUGGAGUUCGUUCUAUCCGGGUAUUACCUUAUCCGGAUACAGCCUGGGGGGCAGGCGGUCACUCGUGGCAGAUGCGAUGGUCCGGCAAUGCGGCUGGAGAUGCUGAACCCGCGAAUCCUUUGGGACUCCGGUGGCUGAUGGCCGCAACCGAGCAUUCUUGCCAUGGUCCCCCGACUGUCAUCCUUUGGUUCUGUUAUAAUCACACUUUCUCCAGCGCCCCCUCCCGGUUGCCUUUGCCCCAGCAAACCAAUCACACCUGCUUGACCAGCCUGCUUCAACACGUUUCCGUCCCAUUGCUGCCCUCGCAGGCAUGCCAGGUGCUGCGCCAAUUGACCGCCUUUGUCCCUGCCGCACUUACUGCACUCCGCCUCCGCCCGAUAGCUAGCAAAAGCUAGUCACCAUUUCCUCACCCCCGCCAUCUUCCCCGGUAUACUAGCUUCUCCGCUUCAAGUCACAGGAAAAAAAAAAAAAUAUCA